Molecule: messenger RNA, 1442 nt
Organism: Acanthopagrus latus (yellowfin seabream)
Lineage: Eukaryota; Metazoa; Chordata; Actinopteri; Spariformes; Sparidae
Gene: jmjd7
Product: jumonji domain containing 7
Exons: 9
Coding region: 197-1138 (313 amino acids)
Molecular function (GO): 2-oxoglutarate-dependent dioxygenase activity
Source: RefSeq, a predicted model, not a curated record
GCAGGAAGGGACCGCUGCGCAUGCGCACAGGGUGUAAACAGAGCAGCGUGGUACCGUAAAGCUGGAGUAGACCGACAGCUGAUAGUUAAAUGAUUAUUGAUGAGCUAUUGACUGAUAUCUGAUCACAUAUUGGAUCAUGUCUGCGUGACGCAGUUCCGGUUAAAAAUCGAGCCGAUUGUGAUGAAGAAGACCCAAAAUGGAGGACGUGAAGAAACGACUGGCUGAGUUUUCACUGGAGGCUCACGAUCUGUAUCUGAACCAAUCAGUGCCGUACUUGGAGGAGCCACCCGACCCACUGCAGUUCUACCGUGACUGGAUUGGUCCAAACAAGCCCUGUAUCAUCAGGAACGCCUUCAGCCAUUGGCCAGCUCUGUCUAGGUGGAGCCCAGAGUACCUGAGGGAGAAGGUGGGGUCAAAGGUCAUCAGUGUGGCAGUGACUCCUAACGGCUAUGCCGACGCCGUCAGCGGUGAUCGAUUUGUGAUGCCUGAAGAGAGACAAAUGACUUUCUCUGCUGUGCUCGACAUCAUCGAGGGAAAGGUGGAGGCAGGUGGAGGAGUGUUCUACGUUCAGAAGCAGUGCUCUAACCUGACGGAGGAGCUCCCAGAGCUCACAGAUGACGUGGAGCCUCACGUCUCCUGGAUGAGCAAGGCGCUGGGAAAGUUACCAGACGCUGUGAAUUUUUGGCUCGGAGAGGAGAGCGCCGUCACGUCCAUGCACAAAGAUCACUAUGAGAAUUUGUACUGUGUGAUUUCUGGAGAGAAGAACUUCAUUCUGCUGCCGCCCACAGACCGACCCUCCAUCCCCUAUGGUGAGUAUCAGCCGGCGCUGUAUCAUCAGCGAGAUGACGGCGAGUUUGAGGUCGUGGAUCAGAGCAGCUCUGAGAAGGUCCCGUGGAUCCCUUUAGAUCCCCUGGACCCUGACCUGGAGCAGUACCCCCAGUACCGGAGAGCCCGGCCACUCCGCUGCAGUGUGAAAGCCGGAGAGAUGCUGUACCUGCCGUCACUGUGGUUCCACCAUGUCCAGCAGUCGCACGGCUGCAUUGCAGUGAACUUCUGGUACGACAUGGAGUAUGACAUCAAGUACAACUACUUCCAGCUUCUAGAGACUCUGUCUGACAUCACGGACAGGUCAACGUGACAUCACAGCUGCUGCAUGAUGUCAUCGUGACCACAGAGCAGCUGGUUUAGUGUUUGAGUGUGAAUAUAAUGACGCAGCUGUGAAAUGAAGUUUAGUUUAAAGACUGAAGUCGGAGGAUAAUUAAUAUUCAUGUUUAACUGUCAACUACUAAGAGCUGAGUUUCACAGUGAAACUUCAAUGGACGAUGAUGAUUCACUGAUGACGUUCACUGUAAAAUGAAUAAAUCAAAGUGUGCAGCAGACAUUUUUUGAACACAUGAAUGAAAUAAAAACGGGUUGACUGUUGUUUUUAACCCAAAUGAGAA